CAGGGAUACAAAAUGGCUUCAAAACUCGCGACUGCCAGUAGGGUCCGCUACUGAAUAAGUGAAUCGGACCCGGACUCUCGUCGCGUGACGUUUAGAAACUUUACUGUUUUAUUUUGUUGUGAAAGAACACUUACAACGACCUUGACCUACCUUGGGUGAUUGAUUUAUGGCUCUAUCCACCACUAAUCAUGGACCUGGACCCGGAUUUGAAUCUCUAACAGUCCGUGUACACACACAACCCUCACAAAAUGUGGCCACGAUCAUCUCUCUGCUACCGGAGUAUCUGGCUCACGCUAUCGCAAGUCAUGUUUCUGGUUCUAGUGGUGGCGACGGUGAUUUCGAGACCCGUCUUAUCCGCAUCCUGAAUGAUCCCCUACAGUUUGAUAACGUCGUCCAUGAUGUCGUCGACCCAGAAGCCAAACGUCUACUGUUGCUGGUAGCCCGACAUGGCUUGGUGCGGGAAAUGAUCAAAGUCGCCAACCUGGCCAAGCGAAUACCACGAAAUUCAAACGAAAGCGCCGACGGGGGCUCCGACGAGGGACCCACUACUGAGUCUGAUGAUGACUCGGACGAUGUCGAUGAAGAUGACGAAGACACCCAACCAACGUAUCCAAUCCCAGUUGCAUUGGUUCUUGCUCGUGCCAAAGUCUACGAAGCCCUGGAUUGUCCCGAAUUGGCUAUUGCUGAUGCAUAUGUCGUCUUUACGUUGGCAGAUGCUCAGAUUGGAGAAGGAGAAACUGAUCUCAUUGCCGUGGAUGAGAGUGGUAUGCCUCUAUCGGUGCUUGGGGACGUUGAUGACAGUCAAGAUGAAGAUGACGAGGAAGCCGACAAGGAACAAGAGAAAAUUAAGAUGAGCUGGCGCAAGUGGUCGCAUGAGUCUAUCUUGUUGCUAGUGCGCGCGUCGAUGGCGUUGGACUCUCUCAUCGAGGCCAAAACGUGGAUUGAGCGAUUGAUCACAGUCAAGAAGGACAUGGCUGACGCCGAAGCCACCAACUUGCAACUCCUACGGAGCCUUCAAAAGGAUCUCAUUCAAGGUGUCUCACGCAAAAGUGAUGGACGAGUCAUGGCACUAGUCGAGGAGGUUUUGUCAUCCAACAAACUUGCUGACACGGGUCGUUGUGGCUGGUCUCAACGAGUAAUCUACCCCUGGAAUGAUCACGAACCAGAUCGAAUGUCUAAAGAGAGUCUGGAAGAGGUCAACGGACUUCUAGCUAUUGCGGCACCGAAGUUGGAGGUGCGGACUUCGAUUCUACCGUCGAUGACGACCUCUGAACCCGAGUCCGAAUCGACCCAGCUCGGCCUCUACGCGAAAGAAGACCUUGCCCCAGGAGAACUGAUCCUCGAAGAACGAUCCGCCCUGACAGCGAUCCGCCCACACGGCGCAGCUCUGUGCGAUGCAUGCGCCGCUGAUCUGGAAACGAUCCCUAAACAUGAACAACGGAGUUGCACUGGCUGUGGUCGACCUUUCUGCUCCGAUGCAUGUCACGACGCAGCACGCGAAAAGUACCACGUACCUAACCCCGACGACGACGAGACUGAAGAAGGAUACCCAGCACCUGCUACGCCAUUCUGUCCUGGAUCAACUGGAAUCGAUGAUCUACAUACUCUCGGCAGAGCCGAAAGCUCCAGCACACCUGAAUGGGAUCUGUAUUUCUUGUUACUGUCACGAACAUUUCAAAUGGCAGUGACGCAGGGACGACAUCCGUUGGAUCUCAUGGACAUCAAGUAUCUAUGGGGCGAUUUUACGAGUACCCCAUCUAGUUCGUCUAGUUCAUCGAUCGACCCACCACCCAAAACUCUCCCUCACAGUCUUCGCCUGCACGUGGAACUGCCCAUGCAAUGGUUCGAAGUUCUAAUGCAUUCACGCAGCGAGUGUCAUCCAUAUAGUGAGGAAUGGUUGGACAAACACGACUGGUGGAUCGUGCAGACAUUGUUUGCCAAGUUCCGCGGUGUUGCCGAUGCUCAGCAGUCGACUUGGACGGGGAAACCAGAGGUCGCUGGUGUGCAUCCUUUGUGGUGUUUGGCAAAUCAUAGUUGUUGUCCGAAUGUUACUUGGAAGCCGUCGGGAGUGAGGAACUUUUCGGUGGUGAUGGAGAGGAUAGGGUAUGGGGAUGGAAGUAUGAAUGGGGAAUGGACUGGGAUCAAAAAGGGCGAUGAAAUUUGGAAUCAUUACACGGAUGUGGCAGAGGAUGAUUUUCGUGAGAGGAGGGAUAGGUUACGUGCUGUUCUGGGUGGAGAUUGUCUUUGUGAGAGAUGUGUGCGACAGUCUCAACAAUCAAAGGCUUGACUUGUCAUGGAAGAGGACUCUUCAAGCAGAAGAGAAGGUUGAAUAUUCGUAUUCAUUAUCCUGAGAUUCACCAGGGAGAAGUCCUCCCUUUGUAUCACAAUAUAGUCGCACGUGCCCCUGGAAGAACUCAGCCUCGG
Messenger RNA from Exophiala mesophila, 2424 nucleotides. RefSeq lists its product as uncharacterized. Bases 167 to 2287 code for a protein of 706 amino acids. The record is from RefSeq and is a predicted model, not a curated record. NCBI's taxonomy places the organism in Eukaryota, Fungi, Ascomycota, Eurotiomycetes, Chaetothyriales, Herpotrichiellaceae. Gene Ontology annotation, cellular component: nucleus. Gene Ontology annotation, molecular function: protein binding. The transcript has a single exon.